This is a messenger RNA of Ambispora leptoticha, 1116 nucleotides long. NCBI's taxonomy places the organism in Eukaryota, Fungi, Glomeromycota, Glomeromycetes, Archaeosporales, Ambisporaceae. The record is from the annotation of a GenBank genome assembly.
AUGACCACUCAAGAAAGUGAACGUUCGACGCUAAGGGUUCCGUAUUUCAAGAAUAACAAAGCGUGGAACCUGAUAGAUUUUUUGCAUUGGAGUAUAGUGCGUAUAAGCGAUUUCGGAAAAAAGGAGGAGGAGCACCAAAGUCUGGAGUUAUUAGAAACUUGUAACAAUAAAUCCGCAAAAGACUCGGGGAAAGAAAAGAAUGAAGCCAAAUUUGAUACCGAUUCAAGCGAUACACUAUCGGAUGACAGUAAUGAAAAAAAUCUUGAUGAAUCAGAGAUGGAAGAGGUACCAACAAUUUUAUACUUUCUAAGUACCAAGAGUUCUAUCCCGCCCGAAACGAUUGAUCCUAGUUCAGGAAACCUUUCGCAUACAUCUGAAGAAACUGGUCUCGAAAGAAAGUUUGAAAAUUUGAAUAUUAAAAAUGCACAUAAAGAGCCUGUUAAUGAACAAUAUCCCGAGAAUGUAUCCAAAAGUCCGGAUCUCAAAGGCUUUGUUGAAAAACUAGGUCUUGAUGACGAAUAUUUUUUAAAGGAUAAAGAUAAGUUAAAGAAAUUCUAUGACUUCGUUGGCCCUAACUUUGUUUGGCCAUCCACAAUGAAUAUCCACGACCAUCGUGAGGUCUUUAGUUACGUUGUUGAUCCUGACUGGGAAGUUGGUGAAGAGAUUGCAACAAAUGCCAUUGCAUAUCGUCGUCUACUUGAAUCUAAAAAUCCUGAUGCAUCAAAAGGAACACAUAUAUUACUUGCUCAUGGUGAGAUAGUACGUUAUGGAGAGGAAAUAAGUUCUGAUGAAUACGAAAAACUUGCUGAAGAAUAUCCAGGAAUGUUUUAUGUUCCUAUUGUUAGUAGAGAACCCAUUGUAAUACGCAGAUUUUCUGCAAUCAAUGAUACCACAAGAAAGGAAUGGCAGGUUCAUAUUCGUCUUCAGAAUCCAGAUCGUUCAGAUCAAGUGAGCAUGACAAAUAAUGAGAAUAGUUUCCGAAUGGUCAUUGAUACUGGAUCAACAUCAACAGUUAUACCAUUUUUUUUAAGGCAAAAGUUACGUAAUAGCCGAAAAAGUUGGAGUCUUAAUGGUAAUUCUAUCUCUGGAUAUGGUGCAGGUGUUCGUAUUUAUCAA